Molecule: messenger RNA, 3271 nt
Organism: Gadus macrocephalus (Pacific cod)
Lineage: Eukaryota; Metazoa; Chordata; Actinopteri; Gadiformes; Gadidae
Gene: ttc14
Product: tetratricopeptide repeat domain 14
Exons: 14
Coding region: 201-2837 (878 amino acids)
Molecular function (GO): nucleic acid binding; protein binding
Source: RefSeq, a predicted model, not a curated record
UUACGGAACUAUUUUGACGCGACACACAUCGUGGCGCUUGUAAAUGUGGCAAAUGUUGCUACAACUAUUGUGAAUGCUGUUAGUUUUUGGGGCAUUUAAUACGUUUAAAUGUAUAGAUUUGUUUUAUUAUUAAAUGCAACGCAUGGCUGAUCCAAAGCAACUUCCUUGCCAAUAACUUCACUGCGAUCCCAGCGCCCACGAUGGACCGAGAUCUGCUGAGGCAAUGUCUGACCCACCACGGGGAGUCCCUGUUCAACACCCUGCAGUGCGAGCAGACGGAGAACCCCGACUUCCAGGCGGUAGCCUCUGACCUGGCUAAGGCCACCUACGAGAGGAGGGGGGCGGGGGAGGGGUGUUCCCUCGUGGAGCAGUUUAUCGCCCGGAAAGCCGACAUCCUCUUCUGUCCAACGUGGCGGACCGCCGUUCCCCGUGAGGAUGAGUUGGAAGACGAAGAGGCCACAGAGCCGUACGCCAUCAUGCCCCCGGCGGAGCUGUUCAUGGAGGUGCCCUUCGAGGAGCGGCGGGCCAUGCUGUACCGGGACCUGGAGCGGGGGGACGCCGUGGUGGGCCGCAUCAACAACAUCCGGGAGUACGGCUUCUUCCUCACGCUGCUGUGCGCGGCCGGCGGCCUGAGGCGGGACAUCGAGGACCUGGAGCUCUCGGCCUUGUGUCACAUCAAAGAGAUACCUUCCACCGGAAGCCAUGACGACCCUCUCUCCUACUACCAGAUAGGAGACCUGAUCCGAGGGGGUGUGAAGGACCUUGACCGCUACCAGGAGAAGAUCACGGUGUCCCUGCUACCCGCCUCCCUCGGUCCACGCCUUGCACACAUCAAACUGGGCGUGGUCGCCAGGGAGGAGCUGCCCAAACACUACAGCCGCGGGCUCCGCGCGGCCAACGACGCUCGCGAGACGUACGAGCGGAUCCUGCGCGGUUGCCACGGCUACCACAACCCCUCGGUGGUGGAGUACCUGCUGGGGAGGGCGGGGGUCAGCGACGACCGCCCCCCGUCGCUGAUGAGGGGGCUGCAGAGUAAGCAUUUCCACGAGGAGGACUUUGCGACUGUGAUCAGGAAGAAGCAGUCCGCCUCCUGGGCCCUGAAAUGCGUGCGCUCCGGCGUGGACCACUUCAAGCACGGCCGUCAUGUGGAAGCCAUGAACGAGUACAACAAGGCCCUGGAGAUCGACACCAACAACGUGGAGGCGCUGGUCGCACGCGGAGCCCUCUACGCCAACAAAGGAGGCAUGAUGAAGGCCAUCUCGGACUUCGAGCUGGGCCUGGAGACCUGUCCCGACCACCGCAACGCCAAGAAGUACCUGUGCCAGACCCUGGUGGAGCGGGGCAAACAGCUCCAGGAGCAGGAGAAGUUUGUGACAGCCGAGGGGCUGUACCGGAGGGCGCUGUCGCUCGACGACUCGUACCCCGAAGCGCAAGCAGCCCUGCGAAGGAUCACCGACACCAUCCAGAAAUCAAUCCGUCUGCGAGAAGAGGCUACGGCAAAGGAGACAGAGAAAGCUAAGUCUGGAAAGACCAGUGCACAGAAAUUGCGUAAGAUCUUGAAAGAUGAAAAGAGGAUGAAGAAAAAACGAAAGCGGUCGUCUUCCUCCUCCUCCUCCUCCUCCUCUUCCUCAGAGCGCCCCUCCUUGUCCCCCACCUCGACCACCUCCUCGCGCCGGAGGUCCAAAAAGAGGAGGCGCAAGCGGGGGGGCUCGGAGCGGGGGAGUCAGCGCCACCGCAGGCGCUCCUCCAAGAGGAGUGAGGAGGAGGAGGAGGAAGAGGAGUACCCGGCGCCCCCCAACACCUCCGCCUCCUUCCUGUACCGGCAGGGCUUCCUGGGGUCGGGCGCUGGGCGGGGGGAGGGCGGUGAGGAGGGGGGGGAGGGCGGUGAGGAGGAGGAGGAGGAGGAGGAGGAGGUGGUGGUUGACGACAGGAGGAUCUCUCAGCUCUACUCCUUGUCCGCAGCGUCGGAGGACGAAGGGUCGGAACCUCGGGGGGGCGACGGGGAGGGGAGGAGGGGGAGGAGCUUCAGCAGCCACGGUAAGGGAGGGAGGAGGAGGGGGAGGAGCUUCAGCAGCCACGGUAAGGGAGGGAGGAGGAGGAGCAGGAGAGGGAGCAGCAGUGAGAGCAGCGCGGCGAGGGGGCAGGGGAAGGCCAGGAGGAGAAGUGGAGAGGGGAGGAGGAGGAGCAGGGGGAGGAGCCGUGAAGAGGAGAGGAGCAGUGAAGAGGGGAGGGGGAGGAGCAGGGGGAGGAGCAGUGAAGAGGGGAGGAGCAGGGGGAGGAGCCGUGAAGAGGGGAGGAGGAGGAGCAGGGGCAGGAGCAGUGAAGAGGAGAGGAGCAGUGAAGAGGGGAGGGGGAGGAGCCGAGAAGAGGGGAGGGGGAGGAGCCGUGAAGAGGGGAGGAGCAGGGGGAGGAACGAGGGCAGGAAGAGGCGGAAGGCGUCCCCCUCCUCCCUCGAGUCCCAGCGCUCGCGGAAAUCGACGGUGGCGGCCGAGCGGCCCCCGGCCUGUCGGAGGACCAGCUCCGGCAGCCUGGGACAGCCGGCCCCGCCCCUCGCGGCCCCGCCCCCCGCGGCCACGGCCCCGCGGAGGACCUCGCUGGACGGCGGCCGGUCCCAGAGCAGGCCGGGGAGGGGGGCGGAGCUCAGGGGAGGGGAGGGCCCCAGAGCUCCGCCCCCCUCCACCUCCACCUCCAGCAGUAACGGACAGGGGGGCGUGGCCAGACCCCCGCAGCCCGCAGGAGGGGGGGCCGGCAAGAAGGGGCUCCCUGCCAACCUGAUGGACAUCUUUAACAAGAUCGCCAAGUUUGAGAAGGACAAAGGAGCCGGGCCGAGGAAGUAGGAGCGGCGUGAUGGCGCUCCAGGCCGCGGGGCGCCUUCAUGUGUCAGAGCGAGAAUUACAUUGAAGAGAUGUGAUGGGAGCCGGAAAACCAGUUACCACGGUGACAUGGUGUUGACCCCUAGGUUAUGGAAUCCAAGCCUGGUCAAGAAUCCCUUUUUGUUGUUCCUUAUGUCGUAGUAAUCCGUUCCGUUUAUUUUUUCCAUAAAAAGACGGGAUUUAUCGAACCUCCAAGGCCUUAUUGUUCAUUUUGCUUAUUGACAGAGAUGCUUUAUUGGUGUCAUGUGUUGCGUCUCUCCCUCUGCCCACCGUUACCGUCGGUUACGGGCGGAGAUACUCCCAGUGGGGUGUGGAGGUUGUGUUCUUAACACUGGUACCCAAAAUGCAGUGUGAUUUAGAUCCUUGGUCAUCUAUCGUUAAUAAAUUGUGUAAUGACA